AAUGGAGGGGGACUCCCAAUAAGGAACACAAGCAAAAUUCCCCCUAAGGAAACACUAGAAUUGAGGAAUUCUAUACUCAAGUUGUUGCAGCUGUGUGAUAACAUCGUGGACGCUGACCAAAAUCAGAAAUUUCAGACAGAUCCAUGCGUGGAUUUUUUCGAGUUCACUUGUGGAAAAUGGAUAAGUGCGCAUCCGAUUCCGGAAUACAAAACCAGCAUUACACAAUUGGAAGUGCUUUCUGAUAAGGUUGAGGAACAAAUGAGAGAGAGCAGUGAAAUUCUCGUCUCCGCUAGCAUUCGUAAAACAAAAGCACCAGUGCCUAGCCUAGGUGCGUUCGAAUCGCCGGAAAUUUCCUCUUCAAACGCAGUGAACGCUCUGAAGUCUAUGUACCGCAAAUGUAUGGACAAAAAAGAGCUGACGAGCAUUGGCUCUACUCAGCUACUGCAAGCCAUAAGGAAUUACGGCGUGUGGCCAAUGGUGGAUGGUGACGACAAGUGGCGUGCCAGAGAAUUUGAUCUUACUUCGCUACUGAUUUACGUUAGUGAAACGAGAGAUAUUAACGUCUUCAUCGCCAACUACGUCGCGCUCGACGACAAAAACGCUUCAAGAAGGCUUAUUAAGUUUGACCAAGCAGAUCUCGGUCUGGGAGCAAAUACACGCGAUUACUAUUUGGACCGAGCGAAACACGAGAAGAAGAUUGCUGCUUAUAAACACCUUCUUAUAAGAAGAGUAAAACUUAUUUACGAAUAUGCCAAUCUCCCGAGCAAUGACGAGAAGAUCACAAGCGAUGUGGAUGAGCUCAUCGAACUUGAGACGAAGAUCGCUAGAAUCAUGGUGGCCGAGGAGGAUCGCAGAGACCACUUCGAAAGAUACAAUCUUCGACGUCUCAGCGAUAUGGAGAAGCUGACGCCAAUGAUUGACUGGUCUAGAUACUUCCUCUCCAUAGCACCUCUUCCUCUCCACGAAUAUUUCGCGGCUGAUCCAGAAAUUUUAAUUUUGACCGAUCCUCGGACCACUACUAAUUAUAUUUUUAUUCGCUUUCUUUCCGCUUGGGAUGGAGAAUUAGGAGAGCGAUUUGAAGAUGUCUUCCAGGAGUUUGAACUCUUGAUGUAUGGAAGAAAACAAAAGUCACCUAGAUGGAAAAGGUGUACCCACGAUACGGUAGAAAGGAUGCAACAUGCUGCAGGAGCCAUCUAUGUAAGCAAAUUCUUCAACAAGGCAUCCAAGAACGUAACACUAGACAUGGUAGACGACUUACGAGCAGCGUUCAAAGAAAUGCUUAUCGAGGUCAACUGGAUGGAUGAAACUACAAGAAAGACUGCAUUCGGGAAAAUCCAGGAGAUGCUGAGCCUGAUUGCUUAUCCGCCAUUCAUUCUUGAUAGCAAGGAACUGGACAACCAUUACAAUAACUUCUCUGUGAAGGAUUCCGACUCGUACAGCCAAAUGGUAGAGAAGACAUCACGCUUUGACAUCGAAUUCGAUUUCAAACGUCUUAUCGAGCCCGUCGAUCGAAGCGAGUAUGACUUCAACGCUGUUGUCGUCGAUGCUUACUACUCGCCCCACUCCAAUACUUUCCAGCCUCUAUUUUGCAAUCGCCGCUCUUUCAUCAUGCCUUUCCAAAAGCGCUCAACUACGGAGGAAUUGGAGCCAUUAUUGGACAUGAAAUUACUCACGGAUUUGAUGAUGAAGGCAAUGACUUUUGUACCAGGGACUGAUCUCAACUUGAACGGCAAGCUCACUCAAGGAGAGAAUAUCGCUGACAAUGGAGGAGUGAAACAAGCGUUCAGGGCAUAUAAAAGGUUCUUGAAGAAACAUGGAGAAGAAAAGCGUAUUGAGGGACUGGAACAAUACAGUAACGAACAGAUUUUCUUCAUGGGAUUCGCCAUGGUCCAUUGUGGUCAUACGACACAGGAUGAGCUUAUAGAUACCAUUCUCACCGAUAAUCACUCUCCAGAACGCUAUCGGAUUAAUCAGGUGCUCGCUAAUCAGCCUGAAUUCGCUACUGCCUUCAACUGUGCCGUUGGUACGCCAAUGAAUCCUACGCACCGUUGUGCUGUCUGGUAG
Messenger RNA from Ostertagia ostertagi, 2064 nucleotides. The record is from the annotation of a GenBank genome assembly. NCBI's taxonomy places the organism in Eukaryota, Metazoa, Nematoda, Chromadorea, Rhabditida, Trichostrongylidae.